AUGUCGCAAGUAAGUGAAACCACAGCAUCCAGUCUGACUGAAGGGAACCCUGUGACGAGUUUGACCUUAGUCGUUCUCCUGCUCGUUCCCUGCGUCGUCGUUCUGCUUCUGCUGAACUGCCUCUUGCUGGGUUACAAGUUACUGAUCCUGUCAAAGAAGAAAAUCAGUCUGCGGGAAGAACGCACGGAGGAGAUGCUUUUGCGGUCUCCUCAGAGAGUCAGACUGUCCGAUGUGGCGUUUCCUUUGCGCCAAGACGGGCGGAGAGCGUAUUUGUCGCUAUCAGAGCCCGUGCUCCCUCAUCCCGUUACUUCUUCCAGAGCUUCUUCCAGGGAAAGGAUCGGUCUGGAUCACAGGAUCCGGCUUCUGAGGCCAGAUGGCGCUACCGGUUCAGGGUCUCAGAGAGCGCCGAGCACCAUCCGGGCAACCUCUCCAGAAGCUUGUUUCACCCCGAGACUUAACCUGGCCUCCAGCUCACGGACCUACAGCCUCAGCAAAACAGGCUGGCGCAGGAGUGCACAAGUUUUACCGCACGAUUCAGGGACUGAAACCAGAGUGAACCUUGUUCCUCCAAACACUCCUAUGGAGACCGACUUUGUGGGUCUGAUUCGGAGGAGCAGUACUUAUGAGAUGCUGCCAGGUGUGGACCCAGGUGUUGCAGGGUGCAGGGUUGACAAGAUAGACAUGGAGUGCGAGUACACCAGCCUGCAUUCAGAGGCGUCCUGUCUGAACGCGUCUGCAGCGGGUCCUGGACUGGAUAGUGAUUUUGGAGCAAGUGCAGGGGUCUCCCUGCGGAUUCUGUCUGCAGACAGUGACGGCCUGUCCAAUGGAGUGCUGGCUUCAACUCUGGAGUGGGAUUAUUAUGACCCCUGCUAUGUCAAACAGAAUAAUAUACCCAAACAUAAACAUCAAAGACCUGCAAUCCACAUGAAACAGUACUGGGUGUAA
This is a messenger RNA of Pelmatolapia mariae (spotted tilapia), 945 nucleotides long. RefSeq names its product huluwa (gene hwa). Bases 1 to 945 code for a protein of 314 amino acids. Lineage: Eukaryota; Metazoa; Chordata; Actinopteri; Cichliformes; Cichlidae. The transcript is spliced from 3 exons. The record is from RefSeq and is a predicted model, not a curated record.